Drosophila nasuta is the source of this 609-nucleotide messenger RNA. RefSeq names its product sisterless A (gene sisA). Lineage: Eukaryota; Metazoa; Arthropoda; Insecta; Diptera; Drosophilidae. The record is from RefSeq and is a predicted model, not a curated record. The transcript has a single exon. Bases 1 to 609 code for a protein of 202 amino acids.
AUGGAGCAGAGCAAUCUUUACAAGCAACCAGUGUACACAUACUAUCCAAGUGCUGAGAUGAUGAUGCUUCAUCCGCUGCCGAUGAAGAAACCCAGUUUGAUGCAGUACAACAAUAAGCCGGAGCAGAUUGAUCAGAUGGUGGAGCAGGAGCUGCAGCUUCUGAAGUCACACUAUGCCAACGAGGAGCAACGUUACGUCGACCAGAUGCUGAUCGCUAAUCCCAUCACCGUGGAGCGACGUCCGCCAGCCACGCGACCCGAAGAGACAACCGAAACAACAACAACGACAACGACAACUGCGACUCCGACUCCGGCCUCCAGUCGCGACGUGCAACGCCAGCGAGCAGAAUCGUGCCGCAAGUCGCGCUACAACAACAAGAUCAAGAAGGCCAAGCUGCGAUUCCGGCACAAGUACGCCUGCAACCAGCUGACGGAGAGUACCAAACUCUUGAGCUGCAUGCGCGACGUGAUCGCCCAGGCGGAGGCGCAGCUCCUUGCCCGCGGCUUCAAUCGCGCCGCCUUGGAGCGCAUGCGUCACAACUUUGGCGUCGACCGCUGUGGCGAUGCCCCCGAGCCCAACAGCAUGAUGAACAUGAACAUGAAUCACUGA